AUGAAAAAAUGCGAUUACUACUGUACAUUAUUUCUCAUCUUCCUCGAUUAUGUUAUUUCACAAAAUCCCAGCACUGGAAAUGAACUGGAUUUCGACGAUCAAAAAGUUGUAACACUGGGACCGCCACGCGAUGGUUUCCAGAGAGCAGUUUUUGAUGAAGUGUCAAUGAACGAAAUUAAUCGACAACCUGGUCAGUUGAAAACAUCGUUAUAUGUGGACACUUGUAAAUUUGACCAUUUGCUGAAUUUUGACACCGAUAUGAAAGGAAAGUAG
This is a messenger RNA of Gongylonema pulchrum, 273 nucleotides long. The record is from the annotation of a GenBank genome assembly. NCBI's taxonomy places the organism in Eukaryota, Metazoa, Nematoda, Chromadorea, Rhabditida, Gongylonematidae.